AUUUCUUGUUCUUUUUCUAAAAUAACUGAAUUGGGUGAUUAAAAAUGGCUCGUAGAUGGAAGCUACCAAAAACUAGGAAUGAUAGGAUAGCCUUGACUGUAUUUUGUGUUGGAGGUUUAUUUUUGUUAUGGUAUGAAUUAAUUCAUAUCAUGCCAUUUUAUGUACGACAGAGUGGUUGGAAUAGCUGGGUUUACAUUCACAUUAUAACAUCACUGUAUUUAGCUCAUAAUAUUUAUGGUAAUAUGUAUAUGUUAGCUACAACAGACACUACAGGCAGUGGAAUGGUGUGGCCUACCCAAGGAACAUCAACUGAGAAUGGAUGGAGAUAUUGUGAUGUAUGUCAUUGUAACUAUCCACCUAGAUCUCAUCAUUGUAAAAUCUGUGAUCAGUGUGUGUUAAAACGAGAUCAUCAUUGUUGGUUUGCUGGAUAUUGUAUUGGUUAUCAUAACCAUCGUUAUUAUUUAGCUUUAGUAUUUCAUAUGGUUUUAGCUGCGAUAUAUUGUAAUGUUUAUAAUUUCCAGUUUGUAUCCCAGAUCAAAGGUGGUUUUGGUUUCUGGACAAUAUUAUCAUUUGUUGGUCCUCAUGUAGGUUUAAUGCUGGGUUACUAUGAUUUAUAUACAUUUUUUAUUACAACACUAACCUCAACUGGAUCACUAUUAUUAUUUUUAUUUUCCUGGAUGUUAGUUAUACAAAUGCAACAAUUAAAAUAUGGACAAACUAAACAUGAGCAUAAAAGAGGUAUUAAAAUUUAUAACUUAGGUUUUUUCAAUAACCUGAAGGAAAUAGUAGGGGACAAUUGGCAUCUUGUUUUAUUGUCUCCAUUUUUUCCUUCCAAACUUUCAGGAGACGGUUUAAAGUUUUCAAAAGUUUUUCCUAAAUCUGAAUAAAUUAAUAAGGUGAAAUUCAUUUAGAUACUCUAUCAAAACCAUUAUCAAUCUAAAAAUAUGUCCUCAAGAGACCACCAAAAGUUGUUGAGACAGAGAUCUUCAAAGAUAAAUAUAAAAGAGCAACCUACUUAUUGGCAUUGAUGGAGAAGUUGUUAUUUCAGAUGUUCUUUUAUCAAGUAUAACAUAAAUAUGUUUUGUUGGUGCUCUUAGUUAUAGUAUAAAUGGUUUAUUAUUUAUUUUCAGUUAUAAGUUAUUGAUGUACAUUAAAUGACACUUAUUAUACUGCCUUUUUUCUAUAAUAAAAAAUGAAAAACUAAUUUAUUGUAUGAACAAGAAUUUGUUGAUUUUGUUUUAUGAUUGCAUGUGAAUUGGUUAAAACUUUUUUUUUAUAUCAAUCUAUUUAUUCUGCAUGAUUUUUUAUAAGAUUUGUCUUUAUAAUGUUUUAUGAUUCUUUCUUAAAUAAUGAAAAUAUAAAA
This is a messenger RNA of Lottia gigantea (owl limpet), 1363 nucleotides long. RefSeq lists its product as hypothetical. The transcript is spliced from 2 exons. Gene Ontology annotation, cellular component: Golgi apparatus; endoplasmic reticulum. The record is from RefSeq and is a predicted model, not a curated record. Gene Ontology annotation, molecular function: protein-cysteine S-palmitoyltransferase activity. Lineage: Eukaryota; Metazoa; Mollusca; Gastropoda; Lottiidae. The coding region runs from base 45 to 887 and encodes 280 amino acids. Gene Ontology annotation, biological process: peptidyl-L-cysteine S-palmitoylation; protein targeting to membrane.